AUGGAGUACUCUAACUGGAGAAACCAGUCCUCGGUGUCCUUCUUUCUGAUUGUUGGUCUGUCGGAAACAUCAGACCCUCAGGUCCUUCUCUUUCUGGUCUUCCUGUCCAUAUACCUCAUCACGGUGGUCGGCAAUCUCAUCAUUCUCAGCGUGAUUUCCUCUGACCGAAGACUCCACACGCCCAUGUACUUCUUCUUGGCCAACCUUGCCGCGGUGGACAUCUUUUUGUCUUCCGUCACCGUCCCUAAGCUCUUGUACAUUUUGAUCACUGCCCAGAAAUCGAUUUCUUACGCAGGAUGUGUCGCCCAACUCUACUUUUUCCAGCUCUUCAUGGUGGUGGAGUGUUACAUCCUUACCGUGAUGGCUUACGAUAGGUAUGUGGCCAUCUGUUUUCCACUCAACUACACCCUCAUCGUGAGUCGAACGGUGAGAAUCAGGAUCGUCCUCGCCUGCUGGGCCAGUGGAGUCCUAAACUCCGUGGUCCAAGUUGUGUCCAUAUGUCAUCUUGACUUUUGUAGUCCCAACAAGGUGGACCAUUUCUUUUGUGACGUCACCCCACUCUUUAAGUUGUCUUGCUCGGAUACAAAAGUCGGGGAGGGACUGUUCAUGAUUGUGGUCGUAAUUGCCGGGAUGGGGCCUCUCAUCUUUAUAUUGGUCACCUAUGGCCGGAUCAUUGCUGCGGUAACGAAAAUCCGCUCCGGCAAAGGUCGUCGUAAGACAUUCUCUACUUGUGCGUCUCACUUCUUGGUGGUGGCUCUUUACUACGGCAGUGGGAUCUUCAGCUACAUCUGGCCCUCCUCGACCUAUGCCAUGGACAAAGAUGUCAAGGUGGUGGCCGUGCUCUACACCAUCAUGACGCCCAUGCUGAACCCCAUUAUUUACAGCCUGAGAAACAGGGAGGUAAAACAAGCCAUGUGGAAAGCAAUGGGAAUCCCAUCUAAACACAACGAUAUCCGGAUACGUUAA
Messenger RNA from Hyla sarda, 966 nucleotides. RefSeq names its product olfactory receptor 5F1-like. Gene Ontology annotation, molecular function: olfactory receptor activity; G protein-coupled receptor activity. The record is from RefSeq and is a predicted model, not a curated record. Bases 1 to 966 code for a protein of 321 amino acids. Gene Ontology annotation, cellular component: membrane. Gene Ontology annotation, biological process: G protein-coupled receptor signaling pathway. Lineage: Eukaryota; Metazoa; Chordata; Amphibia; Anura; Hylidae. The transcript has a single exon.